ACUGCGUGGCGUGCAGAACCGAACUCUGCGGUCCUGAUGUGCUCUGAAAGCUCUCUGGAGCGAGAUGCAGGGGGACGCGCCCCUAAGACCCGGCCUCAAGACUCUUUCCCUCCGGGCUGGUUUAAACCCUGGAAACUGGACACACGCCCAACCUCUCCAGCUCGCUGUCCCCGCCCCCUUAUCUGAAGCACACCUUCAGGGCGUUGCCAUGGGGAUGGGGAGGCCUUACCUGAGUCCAGGUAGGCGGCGCCUCCAGCCCCGGAGCCCCCGAGUCUCUGCUGCGAAUUCUAGCACCGAGUCUGUGGCCACUGCAGAAGCUGCCCCCACUGCAGAAGCUGCCCCCACUGCAGCUGCCGCGAAGGCUGCAAAGGCCUCUGAGACUGCAAAAACCUCGGAAGUUAUAUUCUUGCAGACCCCUGGCCCCAUGCCCGGCCGGGAUUACGAGGUCCGGGACAAUACCUCCCCCAGACACAACAUCGUAUCCAAGCACGGUACCGCGUGGCACCUGGGACUGGGCCGCUGCACUUUCGCCUUCUGGCUGGCUGUGAGUUUUGACUUAGUGGGGCUGGUGGUACUGAUAACGGGAGUCUUCUCCGAGGUCUUUUUUUACGACUUGCUGCUGUAUGCGGGUUCCAUCAUCAUUUUCCUCAGUCUCAUUUGGUGGGUCUUCUGGUAUACUGGCAAUGUUGAGGCGCCACCGGACCACUCCCUCUUGCCCGGCAAACGGCUCCAACUGAGGUCUUCCAGCUACCUCCAAACCCUUCGAAACAGCAUUAGCCAACGCUUAACGUUCUCUAGGCAGGGGAGAACCCGGAGCAUUAGAAACAAAUUCCCCAUGCAGUUAACCCUGAAGACGAUCAAUACUUCUCAGGCAGGAACCCCGCCAAGAGGAAACCCAGAAGACCUCCAGUCAGAGAGGCCCCGACUAAAACACUCCCUGUUAGAAAGCUUCCAUCCAAAAAAUUCCCCCCCAGAAACCCUCCAAUCAGAGAGCGCUCAGUCAAAAAGUCGUCAACCAGAAAACCCUCAACUAAAAGACCUUACUCCCAAACAGAAAGCCCUCAAGUAGAAAGUCCUCCAGCCAGAAAGCUCCCUUCUGGAAAGCUCCCAGUCAGAAAAUUCUCUAUGCAUAAAACAGAAGCCAGUGCUCAUUACCAAGAAAUCUUCUUUCCCAGACUUGGAGGAACUCCCCAUGGAAAAGCUGCAAGAUUCUGAAACUUUCCAACUCUAGCCCAAAUUCUGAGCUUCAAUCUCUUGCUACUUUUUCAUUAUCCUUUAGCAGGAAAUCCAAUACCAGCCAUAUGUCUAAAUUAAACCAUAAUCAGUUUGAGCCUUCUAAUAUUUAACUUCCUCUUCCAAGCUACGGAAUUGUCCCUUCUACUAUCCACACCAUCAUACUACCAACUAGCAGCAAGAGAUAACCUCAAUUAGGAAAAACAAACAAAAUCACCUUCGAGUAGCUCGUCCUGCUGCUUCCAUUUGAACUUUUUCUCCAUCUUCUCCAAGUGAGUACUUUUAGAAGAAUAUUAAAGUACAUUAUUCCUUAAUUGUUUCAAAAU
Molecule: messenger RNA, 1559 nt
Organism: Sarcophilus harrisii (Tasmanian devil)
Lineage: Eukaryota; Metazoa; Chordata; Mammalia; Dasyuromorphia; Dasyuridae
Gene: TMEM238
Product: transmembrane protein 238
Exons: 1
Coding region: 65-1069 (334 amino acids)
Source: RefSeq, a predicted model, not a curated record